ACUGGUAUCCAUAAACCUUGUCUCACCAUACAUCAGUACUCUAUAUUCAACAUCGACACCAUGGUCAUGAAGCGCAAGUUCGACUUCGAUGCCAGUGAUGAGUGCCCUCAGGUCGCCAAGCAGUUGAAAAUGGUUCCCUUCCCCAACUAUGAACCUGACACCGACAUUGCUAUGUCUGAAUCUCCCUCAUCUGACGCCGUCUCAUUUUUCCCUGAAAAUAAUCAUACCCGCCUUCAUUCUACUGCCAGCUCGUCAAGUGGUUCAUCUGAAUACUCGGAUGGCAUCGACCACAACUCUCCUUUGUACCCUCGUUUUACCCCGGUCGUCGACUACCAGCCGGACGACUCUGCAAAGGCGGUUGGGCUGCUGCAACCUGCAAGCUCAUUUACUCACCAUGGUUCGCAUUGCUCACAAAUACCCAAACUUCGUGUCGCCUGUUCCGCUGGUCCCGACGGCUCCAGGACGAUGUGGAGCUUUUGUGAACAAUGCGGCGCAAUUUCCAUGGUAGAUUCGGACUGAAGUCAUCGACAUCAUGGCACCUGUUUCUUUUUUUAUUUUAUUUUGCUGAUUAUCCCUCGUGAUUUGCUUUUCCCUUGGCUCGACUGGUCACUCCAAUUUUCGACAUCGAUCCCAUAUUCGUCUCCCUCGCGCCGCUAACAGUAACCAUCACCUCUAUCCGCCUCCUUCGACUUCACCGCCCUUCUCGUGAUCGACACCCGGUCAAUCUCCGAGCCUUCGGCCACCACUCGACAUCAAAAUAUCGGCCAAUAUCAUACUGCACUGCUACGUUUGCUAAAUAUGCUCUCGCUGUACAUAUCUUGCUCCGUUGUAACACGAAUGCUCUGUUGCUUUGACGCCAAA
Molecule: messenger RNA, 861 nt
Organism: Suillus paluster
Lineage: Eukaryota; Fungi; Basidiomycota; Agaricomycetes; Boletales; Suillaceae
Exons: 4
Coding region: 61-519 (152 amino acids)
Source: RefSeq, a predicted model, not a curated record